GUUUUCCGGCCGCGGGCUGUCGAGCCUUGAGUCCCACCUGUGUCCCCACAGCCCUGUCAUGAUUCCCGGUCGGGUUCAGGGAGGGACCGCCUCGGCGUUGUGGGCCGGGUGUGGCUCGGCGGUGGAGGACUCUCAAUUCCUGCUCCAUCCCCGACCGGGCCCCGGGGCGGUACUUUGAUGGGUGAGACAAAAAACCCGGGAAGAGUUAAGCUUCCUCACUCCAGUCUGGUCCAUCCUCCACUGAAAUGCAGAAUUUUUUGUAGCAGGUUCAUCUGGCUGACUUGUGUUUGUUUCUACUGGAAACUCUUUAAGCCACCCCCCUCCCCCAAAAAACCCCACAAAAGACCCCAAAACAAAACAAAAAAAAAAUUAUCUUUUUUUGUGACUUGUGCUGAAUAAAUUACUGAUCCAUCCAGUAAUCUGACCAACAACCUCCAAAUAGUUUUUUCUUGAUACUGCUGUCAGUUUUAUCAAUGUGUUGAUGAUUGUUUUCAGGCCCCAUGGGUGUGUGUGUGUGUGUAUCUUCAUUAAAUUUUACUUUAUUUUACAGCUUACCCAUGUCUUUUUAAACCUCAUUUCUGAUUCCAUUAAACCUUGAAAUAGAAUGGUACCCCGGGUCGUUGGCUUUGGGGUUCUGCCUAGUCUGUUCCUUGAAGUUGACACCAAAUCUACAAGCCAGGAAAAGUCAGCUGCUCCAUAAUUAAUACAAGUAGAAUGAAGUCCACAAUCUCCUAGCUUGCUGAGGAAAAUGUAGCUGGAGAGCUUUUCACAAAUCAAGUCAUCCCCACAUAUUCUCUUCUUUAUCUUGUCCAUCAUGAACAAGUUAAUCCUCAAAAAGUUCAUGUUUCCAAAGACUAUGGAUUCUGUAGAUGUGUUUGGGAGCUCCACGCCUCACUUCGUGAUGUGCGUAUUGGCCAAGGGAAGGAUGAUGUAGAAACAGAACAAGAAAAGCAACCCCUCCGUGGUUGACAGAAUUUACCUCAUUGCUAUUCUAGGCGGGGGAGCGGGGGGUGAGGGGUGGGGAGAGUGGUUUCUUUGGGUACACUGGUGGCCACUGGGGCUGUCUUUUGGUUUUGAGACAAUGAUUAGAAUGUCCAGAGAGCUUUUGAUGCAUACUGAGGUCUCUUGCUUUAGGAACUGAUGAUUCUCAAUGAUGUGGCUGAGGACUUCAGGGAAGAAUGGGUUGCCUGCACACCGCUUAGAGAAUCCUCUUCAGGGGUACCACCCAGCAGAGUUAGAAGAAUGGGCUCUCAAAGGACUUGCCGGUACAGGUGUAAUCUCCCAGCUGGAGCAGACGGAAGAGCCGUGGGUGCUACCACUCCAAAACUUCGAGGCAAGGAAGAUCGUAAGGGAAAGUCACACGGACUUUGAGAAUCAGGUGACAAAACUCAAUCAGGACAUUUCAGAAAUAGCAGAACGAUGUGGAACAUCCUCAGAAAGGGCCAAUAAAGAUAUUUCUCAUCCUCCUAGAUGGGGAGGAAACUGGGAGAGGGACCUUGAAUUGAAAGGGCAACAUGGAACCCUACCAGGAGAGGGCCAACUGGAGCCCCUUCCACAGGAGAAGGAUUUAAACAGGCUGCUGGACGGAUAUGUGGGAAAGAAGCCUGUGUGCGCAGAAUGUGGAAAAAGCUUCAACCAGAGCUCCUAUCUCAUAAGACACCUGAGAACCCAUACUGGUGAGAGGCCUUAUAAAUGCAUCGAGUGUGGGAAGGGCUUCAAACAGAGUUCAGACCUUGUCACCCAUCGCAGAACACACACAGGAGAGAAACCCUACCAGUGCAGUGGGUGUGAGAAAAAAUUCAGCGACAGCUCUACGCUCAUCAAACACCAGAGAACCCACACAGGUGAGAGACCCUAUGAAUGCCCAGAGUGUGGAAAGACCUUUGGGCGGAAGCCACACCUCAUAAUGCACCAAAGAACCCACACAGGAGAGAAGCCCUACACAUGUCUCGAAUGCCAUAAAAGCUUUAGUCGAAGCUCAAACUUCAUCACCCAUCAGAGGACCCACACGGGAGUGAAGCCUUAUAGGUGUGGUGAUUGUGGGGAAAGUUUUAGCCAGAGCUCAGACUUGGUUAAGCACCAACGAACCCACACAGGGGAACGGCCCUUUAAGUGCCCAGAGUGUGGGAAGGGCUUUAGAGAUAGUUCUCACUUUGUAGCGCACAUGAGUACUCACUCAGGAGAAAGGCCUUUCAGCUGUCCUGACUGCCACAAAAGUUUCAGUCAGAGCUCACACCUGGUCACACACCAGAGGACACACACAGGGGAGAGGCCGUUCAAGUGUGACAGCUGUGGGAAGGGAUUCGCCGACAGCUCUGCCCUCAUAAAGCACCAACGGAUCCACACGGGGGAAAGACCCUACAAAUGUGGUGAGUGUGGGAAGAGCUUCAACCAGAGCUCCCAUUUCAUUACCCAUCAACGAAUCCACUUAGGAGACAGACCCUAUCACUGUCCCGAGUGUGGCAAAACCUUCAAUCAGCGUUCCCAUUUUCUCACACACCAGAGAACACAUACAGGAGAAAAACCUUUCCACUGUAAUAGAUGUGACAAGAGCUUCCGUCAGAAAGCACAUCUCUUAUGCCAUCAAAAUACCCAUUUGAUCUAGGAAAUGGUUUGUAGUGGCUCUUCUGCCCCUUUCCAGAUUUUCAUUUCUGCUGCCUCUGGGUGCUCCAUGUAGAGAAAGCCUGAACAUGGACAUCAGUGGCUCAAGCUGGGCCUUUUCCUACACUUUAAUGGUGAGGAUAAACCCAUAGGCCGCAAAUAAUGUUCUGAAUACAAAAGGCAUUCCUUCAGUGUUUUUAACUGACCUUACGGAAAUGUGAGUUUGGUUGAUGAUGCUUGAUUACGGAAAGAGGAGUGAGAUACGUGGGGCCACACUAUCACUAUUAGUGAUUAAUAUUUGAGCUCUUAUAAGCCCUUAAUACUAAAUAACACCGGGCCCUUAAAAAGUCCUCAAUACCUUUAUUAGCCUUAUGAUUCACUAAGGAAUUCAUUAGCACAGCCCUACAAGGCCAGAACUCGCAAGCAAUUAGAUUGCAGCUAGAGGAUCUGGGCCAUGAACACAAAGAUGUAAUAAAGCAGAAAACACUCUCCCUAUCCAGUGCUUUGCAGACGUUAGUCACCAGAUGUCUCAUCGCCGUGACAAGGCAGAAUUCUCCUAGAGGAUGUUUGUGGUGUUGUGACUUCAAGGCUGAAAGAAUUUCCGAAGCUCUUUGCACAGCAGGGUAGGAGAUCCCACUGGAGGCUGGCUGCCGUCGGAGGCCUAGAACAUACCCCACGGUCAACAAGCCAGAGGAGGCUGGGAGAGGGCUGUAAAACUAUGGAAGCAAAACCGCUGAGACGCUAAAUACUACAAGGAUCCUUCCUGGCAAUCAGCUGAAGGAAAGCGCUCCUGUUUUCUAAUCACCUGGUUCGUGGGCCCUGUAGUUUUAAGUUAACGCAAGCCUGAUGUUUUUAGAUUAAUCAUUUUAUGCACUAGCACAUUCCUAUAUUUAGUAGAAAUGAAUUGAGGGAAGGCAGUGUGUUGGAAAGAACACUGACUGCAUUGAGGUGAGGUGUUGGAGCGCUGGCCCUGACAUUUAAUUUGGCCAGACUUUACCUCCUCUCAGCCUCUACCUUACCUACCUCACAAGGUUGUUGUGAGGAUCUAAUGCGCGUGCGUGCGCACACACACACGCACUUUGUUGUUAAAUUAUAAAGUCAUGAUGUCUGUAAAGUGCAGUUUUCUAGUAUUGUUGGAAAUGUCUUUCCUCCAAGGAACUCUGGCUAAUAUUUCUCCAGGUGCCCCCUUUUCUCUCAUAAUCACAGAUUUCUUUCUUUACCUGUUGAAAACCUAAGGCCCGAAAUCGCCGAAUGACGCAUUGUGGGUCACACAGGGGACAGAAGAGCCAACAUUUGGCAACAAGUCCCCUCUACAACAGCACAGAACGGGCCAGUUCUGUGUCUCAGAAGUGAGACACUCCGUGUAGGACUGGAUGCCCCAGAUUAUAUGCAUCAACCCAUUUUGAAUUUGGAAAUGAUGGAGGGAUGUGGCCCAAGUUCCAGGGAGCUUUACGGGAUCCUGUGCUGGGGAGUGAGAAGGGGAAGGGCAGACGCGGGUGCUUAAGGAGGGAGCUGGGUAUGUCACACUCGGACAGAAAAGUGAUCUGAAGGUGUUCUUUUCACGCCUUCCUGUGGCAGUACAGACUAAAUUAUUACAUGAGCCUUUUAACAAGAGUUCAUUUUCUCUCAUUAUAUGGAAUCCUGUCUGAGAGCUGUAACCCAGCCGGAUAGAACUCAGCUGAUAACCUCAGCUCUUUCUUUGAAAGAGAAAUCAGAUUUUUAAAAUCUGCUUAACCCAGUGCCGUGGUUCUCAAAAAGUG
Molecule: messenger RNA, 4361 nt
Organism: Lutra lutra (Eurasian river otter)
Lineage: Eukaryota; Metazoa; Chordata; Mammalia; Carnivora; Mustelidae
Gene: ZNF774
Product: zinc finger protein 774
Exons: 4
Coding region: 1151-2605 (484 amino acids)
Biological process (GO): regulation of transcription by RNA polymerase II; central nervous system development
Cellular component (GO): nucleus
Molecular function (GO): DNA-binding transcription factor activity, RNA polymerase II-specific; RNA polymerase II cis-regulatory region sequence-specific DNA binding
Source: RefSeq, a predicted model, not a curated record